Messenger RNA from Canariomyces notabilis, 576 nucleotides. RefSeq lists its product as uncharacterized. NCBI's taxonomy places the organism in Eukaryota, Fungi, Ascomycota, Sordariomycetes, Sordariales, Chaetomiaceae. The transcript is spliced from 2 exons. Bases 82 to 372 code for a protein of 96 amino acids. The record is from RefSeq and is a predicted model, not a curated record.
UUCCAUGUCCUUCUCCUACCUCCUAUGCAACUGUUAACAUCGCAAAGCACCAAGACCUAAUUUCGAGCUCUUGAGUUACCUAUGUAUCAUCUUAGCCGCUCAGUGCACGUACGACGUCGGGUGCGACGGAAGGCAGUCAUUGCUCAGAGCACACUGGGCGUCGCCAUAGGAUGGCUGAUGCCAAUUCUUCGACACACAAAAGAGGAUGACUGCAUCUUCGCUAUCAGCUGUGCGACGUGCCUCAGCAGAAACCACAUUGCGGGGUGUCGUUUCUGCUUUGAUAACAACACCAACUCUUCACUGCUGUAUGCACAAGCCCUUCACUGGUGUCUGCAGACACAGCAGCCAUGGCGAUACGCCUCGACGAUCUGAGGGGUGGGGUGGCUGAUGGCUAAAACAAAACAAAAUGAAGCUAGAGCAAAGGCAAGAAUGUAGGCAAGGAUAAAUUUAGCAAGACGAAAGCAAGGCAUGAAGUCUCAUUGUGGUUUGAUCACUGCGCUGAGGUAAAGCACUGGCCACCCUCGCCGGACCCCCGCCGUUGUGGGUCCAUCUCAACUGUAUUUGGGCUUCAGGCUC